AUGCUCGUUAUAACACGACGCGCUGCCAUAGGCUUUGGCUCUCCUGUGCUGAGCGCUCUGUGCAGCUACACACUCACCGGCAGCGGCAGCAGAAGCAGCAGACUGUGCAACAUGGCCGAGCACUCCUGUGGACAAGUGGUAUUCAACAAGCCAAAGGUUGAGCUGCACGUGCAUCUCGAUGGAGCCAUCAGGGUUCAGACUAUUCUUGAUGUCGCCAGGAGACGUGGUAUCCCUCUGAAAGCAGACACCGUGGAGGAGUUGACAAAGUGUAUUAUUGUGGAGAAACCUGGCACCCUCACAAGCUUCCUGGGAAAGUUCCAAGAGUACAUGCACGUGAUUGCAGGAGACAGAGAGGCCAUAAAAAGGAUAGCCUACGAGUUUGUCGAGGACAAAGCCAAAGAAGGAGUGAUUUACGUCGAAGUGCGAUACAGCCCACAUUUCCUGGCUAACACUAAAGUGGAUCCAAUUCCAUGGGAGCAGAAGGAAGGUGACCUGAGCCCAGACGAGGUGGUGCACCUGGUAAACCAGGGCCUCAGCAAAGGGGAGAGGGCCUUCAAUAUCAAAGCCAGGUCCAUUCUAUGCUGCAUGCGCCACAUGCCAAACUGGUCCAUGGACGUCGUGGAGCUGUGUAAGAAAUAUCAACAAGCAGGCGUGGUCGCCAUUGAUCUGGCAGGUGAUGAGUCACUCAACUGUGAGACUAACCCUGGACACAAGAACGCCUAUGAGGAAGCGGUGCGCUGUGGGGUCCACAGGACGGUGCACGCAGGAGAGGUGGGCCCGCCCUCUGUCGUGAAGGAGGCCGUAGAAGUUCUGAAAGCUGAACGGGUCGGACAUGGCUACAGAACCCUGGAAGACCAGGACCUGUACAAGAAACUGCUGGCUCAGAACAUGCACUUUGAGGUGUGUCCUAUAUCCAGUAAGCUGACAGGCGCCUGCAACCCAGACUUCACCAAGCACCCUGUCAUAACGUUCAGGAAGGACAAAGCUAACUACUCCCUGAAUACAGACGACCCUCUGAUCUUUAACUCCACCCUGCACCUGGACUACAACACCGCGCAUGAAUACAUGGGAUUCACCGAGGAGGAAUUCAAACGGCUGAACAUCUGUUCUGCAAAGUCAUGCUUCCUACCUCAUGAUGAGAAAGAGGAGCUCCUCCAGAAACUGUACGAGGCCUAUGGGAUGAUCCGAAGCACUGCCUUUUAAACCGGACGUGGAAGCCAUGACCUAACCCAGGGACAAACACUCUGAAUCCUUAACCUCGUCACCACCAGGCACCAUGGAAUGUCUUUAUCUUUAAGGGACAUGAAGUCAAUAGAACAAGAUAUCAAAUAUGCUGUUUAUCAUAUGGCUGCUGCCUUCACUUCACUUCACCUACCCGUUCUUCAUCAGUUUGUUUGUCAGUAUUCCACCUCGGUAUUUGGAACCUUUAAGAGUUUACAGUGCAGAUCCAGGGGUGUGUCCGGGUGAUCUGCGAAGUGAAAAUAUACAUCAUACAUGUGUUUAGUGUUUAUGAAGCGUAUUCAUACCGGCCAUUUUCUUCCUACUUCAGGAUCAGGGUUGGAGGCUGAGAGGUUGUAGCUUGUGUAGUGAAUCUGACAGUUAUCAUUUCACCGCUUCUCGAUUCAUGUGGAACUAAAAGAACAACUGACCGUGUCUCAAGGCAAGGCAAGGCAGCUUUAUUUGUAUAGCGCAUUUCAUACACGAGGGCAACUCAAUGUGCUUUACAUUAAAACAUUAAAAGCAUUGGUAAC
Molecule: messenger RNA, 1751 nt
Organism: Notolabrus celidotus (New Zealand spotty)
Lineage: Eukaryota; Metazoa; Chordata; Actinopteri; Labriformes; Labridae
Gene: ada
Product: adenosine deaminase
Exons: 11
Coding region: 1-1203 (400 amino acids)
Biological process (GO): purine ribonucleoside monophosphate biosynthetic process; inosine biosynthetic process; hypoxanthine salvage
Cellular component (GO): cytosol; external side of plasma membrane
Molecular function (GO): adenosine deaminase activity
Source: RefSeq, a predicted model, not a curated record